Molecule: messenger RNA, 889 nt
Organism: Trichoderma atroviride IMI 206040
Lineage: Eukaryota; Fungi; Ascomycota; Sordariomycetes; Hypocreales; Hypocreaceae
Cellular component (GO): extracellular region
Source: RefSeq, a predicted model, not a curated record
GUCGCUGCAGCCCACAGUGUCUGUCUACAUCCAGUCGUUUGUGUCUUGAGAUCAAUAUUUGCUGUAGUCUUGCUCCAAUGCGUUUCAACAGCUUCAUCGCCCUGGCGGCUGCGACCGCUCAAAGCGCUGCUGGCCUGGGAAUCAACUGUGAAGGCGACUCUCUCUGCGGAAUCUCGUACUUGGCCGGCGGCCGCCUCACCCAGUUCCAGUCCAUCUUCGACAACAUCUUUGAAAAGCGAAUCUGGGACAAUGGGGACGACAUCGGAUGCGUCGAGAUGACUCAUUUAAACUUCCAGGGCUCCUUCAAGGGAGUGUACUGCGCCUACAUCCAGAACCUCGACGGCAGCGUCGACGGCGCCACGCUCAAGAGCCUCUACACCGAGCUGAUCGAAUACGGCUGUGGCAUCUGCGGCUCUAUCCCCAUCCACUAUGCCAAGGGCGACAACGACGUCAACCACGGAGAGCUCUCUUUCAACAUGGUGGACAGCCUGCCGGAGAACUGCGAGCUCAACCAGCCUUGCAAAAUACCCAACUAAACCAGAACUGCACGAUGAUGUCGACGGAAGUGGUCGAUUAGCGAAUAGCGAUUGCGACUCGAUCUCGAUAUACGCCAAUUCAGAUAUACGUCAAUUUAUCUUCGUUUUGCGCAGCAGAAUGUGUGGAUUCGAUUCAUGUGUUGGGAGGACGCCAUGAUACCAAGCCCUCCAUCGUAUCGCAGACCGCUUGAUGUAUUUUGUUAGAUGGAAGGGAAAAACAGGCGUUUGGCGCAACAGAUUCGACAAGUCCAAUUUGUAAUCUAGCGAUUCGUUUCUUUAUACAAAUUUUUGUUUUAUUCAUGUAUCCUGUUGAGCUGGAGCUUAGAAAGAACUUAUCAAGCAUUUUAAUUCUC